ACUUACUUUGAACCUGUGGAUAUAUAUCAUAAGAUAUAUCCAUGUUUAACAGGUUUAAUACUAAUCUACUCAGAUUUAUUAACGUUGGAGAUUAGUGUGGGAUUAAAUGCGUAGAGAAUAGAAUAUUUCCGCCAAAUGGUUAAAGACACAUUAACUCUAUCACGUACAGAGUACAAUUGUUAAAGCUUUUAAAUCUUUAAGAAAAAACACUGUGUGAACCAGCAGUUUGUAAAAAUAACUAUCAUGUUACAAUAAUUAUAUUGGGGGAUGACAAUUAUUUUAAACGGUGGUGCAUAAUAACUACUUAAUUUUACAAUAUACGAUCGUGUUAUUUUAACUUUUUAUGAAGUUUUUUAAAUAUGAUUAUUUUAUUUACUUAUAAAGAUUGGAGAAAUGGAGUAAAUAUGAACAUUUUUGUAUCAGAAUGCGAUCGUAUCAACACUACUUGGAUAUAAUCUAAGAUCAUUAAAAUGAAGACCCCUACUUACAGAAUUGAUGGAUAUCCAGAUGAUCCGAUGGAAAUACCCGACUACGACGGCUUUUCAAGGUUGUCUCCCCAGGGUAUUUACCCAGGGUUUGAGGAUCCGUACCGAUGUCCAGUCUCCACGCCGACCGUGAACCGCAGGCAGAACUUCAAAUCCCCUAAUCAUCAGCCACCAUUCAUGACAUUUACAAGUAUGAAUCGGAGCCUACAAAUCCCAAAUAACAUUUCUGUCCCUAAAUAUAAGUCCAAGUAUACAAAAUCUAGCAGACCCACGGCUAAAGCGCAAAAUAAAAACUUUGAUUGCUACUUUGUGAGAAAUAUUGACAAAACUGUUCACAUUGAUGCCCAGACGCAGUCAACAUGGCUAAGCACGCUUUGUGCCCAACCUGUUGAUGAAAUAUUCACUAAAUACAAGCGAAAGUCCGAAGGGGUUAAAAUAUCGCAGCAGGUUUCGAGGAGCGGUAAUUCAACGCCAGGUGAGAAAGCUCUCUUAUCUGCUUGGUCAAGUAAUGCAUCAAACCGGCGCUCUUAUUCGGGCAUGUCGAAAUCUACAAAAUCGGUUCAUACAAAAACAACAGCAAGAAGUUCUAGAACAUCUUUUGUGGAUCCCAAUCUUCGCAUUCAAGGUUUCGAUUCCGACCAUGAUAGAAUGUCCACAAAUGUAGGUUUUGCACUACUACCCGCAUCACCAACUAGUUACGACGGUGAUGAUACAACGGUUUCUUCGAGAGCGUCGCCACUGUUUCAUAAAGUGUUCAGAAAUCAUGUGAAUCAAAACAGUGCAGACCACGUCGGUCACGUAAAUACAAAUGUGUAUGCACAAUACCAAAGGGACAAACGGUUUCCAGAAAUCCGUCCAAGAAAGUCAGCAUUGUCACCCACAAGGAAACGAAUUGUUUCGGACUCAAAGGAGACUCAUUCUAUGUCAAUGACUUAUCCAACAAAUCCAUAUGAUCUUGAAGAAAGUCCGAUGCAUAUUGUUCAGCUUGGUCAUGGAUUGCAUGAAAAGCCAACAUCUGCUAAAGCAACAGUUCAAAAUGAGUGUCCAUAUCGGUUACCAAAAGCGUUGUCGAUGUCACUUCCGGAAUUACAAGGCACCGGUUGAACAGUAAAAAGAAGGUGCCAAAUAUUUGUAUGCAUAAAGUUUUUGUUAGAAAGUGAACUGAUAACUUUAUAAUAUUUCUUUCUAGGCAUUUUCUAGUGCUUCACCAUAAAUAAAAAAAAAACAUCAUGCUAAAACUAGAAGAGAAGUAAGUAAAGAGGAAGAGAUAUUUAAUGAGAAGUUCACUUUAUAUUAAAGUCAUCGCUAAGCCUUUUAUAACGCUAAAAGAAUUGUUUAGAUAUAGCAGUUUGAAAUUCAAGUAAAUGGCAAUCAUGUAGGCAGCCAUUUUACUGUGGUUAUGAUGUAAUUUACACACUGCUAGAUUUUAUAAUUAGAAAAUGCCAUUUUAAAUGAAUUAAUUUCUAAAGUUUAUUAAGUUAAAGAUAUAUCGCAUAAUAAUUUGAUGGAAAAAGAAGACACAUUGCUUUACACAGUUUAAUCAAUAAAAGAUAAUAGGUAAGGGUAGAUUUCUCGGAAGCACAGAGCACCAAAAAGUUCUCAAAAAUAAUCCACCAUUUCGUUCUAUCGUGCGAUCGAAAACAAAAUGGUUAAGUUUCAUCAAAUAUUGAAAUGUUCGUAACUUUCUCAUUUUUCAGUAUCUUUCACUUUCUUAAAUGAAACAAGUAGACCUGUCAGACAGGAAUAACAUUGUCUUUCAGUUUUAUACGGGCGUCAUGGCUCAGAUAUGUUUUGCUAGAAGACAAUUUCAAACACUACUUCAUCGCAUGUUUAUCAUUAAAAUUCAUAGUGAAAAUCUUUGUUCUGUGUAAACGAAGGAUGCGGGAAGAGACUAUUCUCCUACCGGGAUUAAAUCACUGACUUACGUCACAAGGAAACUGACAGAUAAGUACAUAAGUACUCUAUAUAAGUAACUGCGAAACUGAAGGUUUCAAUAGACCUGGAAUUUGUGUCGUUUUCUUGUCGUGUGUCUUCCCGACUGAUUUGAAGCAGUUGGUAAAAAAUAUAAUUUACGAAUCUUUAAACUGUAUCAUGACAAUGAAUUGAAAUGAAUACUAGAAUAAAUAUAACAUUAA
Mercenaria mercenaria is the source of this 2620-nucleotide messenger RNA. RefSeq lists its product as uncharacterized. The coding region runs from base 471 to 1589 and encodes 372 amino acids. The transcript is spliced from 2 exons. NCBI's taxonomy places the organism in Eukaryota, Metazoa, Mollusca, Bivalvia, Venerida, Veneridae. The record is from RefSeq and is a predicted model, not a curated record.